Messenger RNA from Ilex paraguariensis (yerba mate), 740 nucleotides. Lineage: Eukaryota; Viridiplantae; Streptophyta; Magnoliopsida; Aquifoliales; Aquifoliaceae. The record is from the annotation of a GenBank genome assembly.
GUUAAUGACGCUCCUAAGUGUGUGGUUGAUGAUCGGUAACCAGAUUUUCUUGUUUAUCAUUGCUGACAUGUUUUCUUCUCUCUUUGCUAUAGCAAACACCGUCAAUCCAUCCAAGGAUUCACAAAAGAAAAAAUUGACCAAUUUCAGAGACUCGUCAAGCUCCUUUACGGAUACUGAAAAAUUUGUUGAAGAAAUCCUAGAUAAAACGUCAGCCAUAAUUUUUGCAGAGAUCAAAGAGGAGAAUAUAAAGCAGCAUGGGGAACAACUUGGUGGUGUGGUAUCAGAAACUAUAAGAAAACAGCUUGCCAUGGAGUUGAAGAACCUAGCAACGAUAUUCAAGAACACAGCGUACACAGAAGGUUUUCAUGCCGGCACUUACAUCCGACCAAAGCAUAUGUGAAACCGAAGUUUAUUCACAACAGUGGGGUGCUGAAAUGAUUUAUCAAAGAGUCUCUGUGUAUGACAUUCUAUCAUUCUUCACUGUUAAUCGAUGCAUCUAACUUUAAUGGACAAUUCAUCUAUUUGGCAAUGGCUUUGUGUGGGUCCUUCAUAGAAAUCUUAAUACUGUCUUACAUUUCCUGCAUAGGUUCCUGUUCAUCUUACGUGGCUUCAGUAUAUGAAAGUGGUUACCAAUAUAGUAGACGACGAUCAAAUCUCACUAUGAGAACCACGCAAAUUGUCUAUUGAACAUUUCUUAGCUGCAUUUGGUAGGUGGUAAUGAAACAUGGGAAUGAAAUGAC